Messenger RNA from Mercurialis annua (annual mercury), 798 nucleotides. RefSeq names its product B3 domain-containing protein At2g32645-like. NCBI's taxonomy places the organism in Eukaryota, Viridiplantae, Streptophyta, Magnoliopsida, Malpighiales, Euphorbiaceae. The record is from RefSeq and is a predicted model, not a curated record. The coding region runs from base 109 to 741 and encodes 210 amino acids. Gene Ontology annotation, molecular function: DNA binding. The transcript has a single exon.
ACUACUCAACCUUCGUCGAACCAUUCUGUUGCGUUUUACGAUCGCUUACUUCCUGCUUUUGCACCAAAAAAGCCCCGUAGCGUGUUGGUCAAGAAACGUCUUUAUAUAAUGAUAUUUGGUCAAACAAUCUACACUGGAAACCGAUUCAAUCAAGAAUAUAUCAAGAACGGUCUAAAACGAAAAUUUGUCGAAGAGGGGAAGGCAAAUAAUCAUAAUUUUCGCAAGAAAUUAUCAGCAAACCCUAGGCCACUGCCAGCGAUUCCUCCUUCUCCUCCUCCUGUGUUAGUAGCGAAAAUAAAUGCAAUGGGAGGGUACGAUGUAAGAUUAGUGAUAGAGAAGAUGUUGUACAAAACCGACUUAGACGAUCAAGAAGAUCGAUUAUCAAUUCCCGUGAGGCAAAUACGAGACGCAUGGUUUCUCGACGAGGACGAGCAGAAGAUUAUAUACAAGAAGGGAGACGAGUUGAGUGUAAAAGUAUUGGAACCGAGUGAUAAUCGUUGCGAUAUGAAACUGAAGAAGUGGAGUAAGCCUAAUUCUCUUACGCUGAGGACAAAAUGGAAAGAAGUUUUAGGGAGGAAUAUGGACAUAGUUGAUAAGGAGACAAAUGUGGUUAUAGAAGUGAAGCACUUCAAGAAAGGAGACAUCAUUCAGGUUUGGUCUUUUAGGAAACAAUCAGUCGAAGGUUUAAAACCUGAACAUUGGCUUGCUCUCAUUAAUAUGAGUCGCAUUCAACAACAGUAGAAUUACGAGUUUUUUUUUCUGUAGUUUUAAUUUCAGGAUUUUGUUUUUGAUAAUUAG